Molecule: messenger RNA, 537 nt
Organism: Prunus armeniaca (apricot)
Lineage: Eukaryota; Viridiplantae; Streptophyta; Magnoliopsida; Rosales; Rosaceae
Source: the annotation of a GenBank genome assembly
AUGCCCGCGGCGCCGUGGUCCCAGGACUCGACGAUAGUGAUUGAGCUUGCAGUGGUUGAGGCUAUAGCUACUGAUGCGCCGAGCCCGCCGCCUGUCUCCUCAACGGUCCUGACCGAGCUUGUGGUUGCAGAAGCUCUUGGCGCGCCGUCAGCCGCUAAAGGGACCACCUCCUCCGAUGAUCUCAAGGAGACCGUCAUUGAAAGGCUCCGAGAGUUCCUAUUCUUUGGGGUUCACCAAAUGACCACCGCUGAAGCAUUCAUGGAGUUCAAGUCCUGUCUGGAUACGGCCAUGGCGUUGGGUCUGCUUGACUCGGCUCAGCUGGAUGAGCUACAGGCUCGCUUGGCCGAGGGCAAGGAGAUGAUCGGUCGAUACAUGAGGAUGACCGAGGGGUGCUCGCUCGAGCAAGAGCUGUCGGCGAUAAAAGAACAAGUCCAACCUGCCAUGGCCCGUUUCAAGGAAAAUGACCUCGUUAUCCAAAGAGAGAAUGAGGAACUUGCGCAGGUCGAGGUUCAGAUUGCCGAGCUCCAGGCCCGUUGA